UCGAGCGGCGGCUCCAUGUGAAGUGGUUUGAGCAAAUACCAUCUGCGAAGGUGGGUUUUUCACUGGAGCGCACGCUGGGUUGAAUACGAACAACCAUCGUUUCACAUUUCGUGUGGUCUGUUUGAAUGGAGGGAGAAAGAAACGGUUCAGCUUUGCAGCGGUUGAAUAUCUCCCCGACAAGGUCAGAGAGCAGCUGACGGCCAAAGCGACAAUAAACAUGAAACCUGCGGUUUGACCUUGUUUUGAACGGAAAUGGUGUGGUGAGACGUGCCGCGCUGGUUUGCGAACACCCACCCACCCGUCUUGCCUCCCUCUGUCUUGUCCAACCUCCAGCCCAAUGGCCUGUCGGCUGCUGGCCAGAUGUGGCCGUCUGCUCUGCCGCAGCUCCGCACACGCCCCAGCCAGCCGCUUCCAUUCUCCUGGCUCUGUGUUGACCGAGCUCCUGCCCUCCUCCAGCCGGCGUGCUGUCUCCGCCAGGUUCAUGUCUGACCCAAGUGCCACGGCGUCAGAGGACAGGUAUGAUGCGUUCCUCCCGUUCACGCCGUUGGAUAAGAAGGUUGAUGUGAUGACGAUACCGGAGGACAUCCUCCUGGCCUGGGUGGAACAUGAAGGCAACGGCAACCAGGGAGCUAACGCCUUCAUCAAGUGGACCAAGCUGGUGUUGAAAGCCAGGGAAAGUGGGAAGGAGCAGCCCGACGCCAUGACGGAUCCGCGGCUGAAGGAUAUUAUGAACGUCGUCAGCAAGCAGAUCUCUACAGUGUGGAACAACAACCUGGUGUUCCUCCUGCAGUCUCUCUGGACUCUCAACUCCCCCCACACUACCACGUUCUUGAGCUCUGUGCAGAACGAAGUGUUGUGGCGGAUUCGCCGGCUGAGCUACAAGCAGCUGGGUUUACUGGUCAACGUUGGGCUCCACAGGAAAGGACAGCAGGACGCCGCUAUUGUCAACAGUGCACUCAAACAGCUGGAGCUGCGUUGGACAGAGAUCUCUGAUGCUAAAACUGUCAGUGCAUUGAUGUCAAAAGGAAAAUAUUUGUCUCCCACGCUGAUGGACAGAUUGGAAGAUAAGGCUCUGGAGCUCGCCGAGGGAUUUUCUGGAGAGGAGAUCCGCAGAGUGUGUGCGUCUUUAGCGGCUUUAGGUCGCCGGUCGGUUCCCCUGCUCAGAGCUCUGUCCUACCAUCUUGUCCAGAGGCCGACAUCUGAGUUCACUAUUCCACUGAUAAUGGAUGUGGCCUAUGCCUAUGCAAAACUGAAUUUCCACCAGUCUCAGAUGCUGCAACGGUUGGCGUCCGAGCUGCUACUGAGGAUCUCGGAGCUAACUCCUGCUGAUGUCACACGCUUUUCCAAAUCCCUUGGUUUCCUGAAAUGGCAGCACGUCCCUCUGUUCGAGGCCUUCGCUGAGCAUUUCAUAGAAAACAGCGACAAGUACUCCAGUCCUCAGUUUUGUAAUCUCAUCAUGGCGUUUGCCAGAUUGGGCUUCCAGCCCAGCAAGGGAGAAGAGUUCUACAGCAAGGUCCAUGCUGUGCUGGAGGGGUCCCUCUCAGGGCUGGAGCCGUCCCUGCAGACAGAUGUGGUCUGGUCUCUCUGUGUGCUGCAGCAGGCUCGGCCUUCUUAUCUUCUCCCUCUCACACAACAGAAGCAUAUUUCCGCGCUGUCAGACGGCAGACCAGCUCCUGUGGAGGGCCAUCGCUUGAAGCUCCUUCACAUAGCUGCCACUCUUGACUUGGAGCACCCGGACCCGACCCGUUCGUGCCCUCUCCCCUCCCUUGCAGCGCUCUGUAUUCCCGCCGGGGCAUCUACAGUGACCCCAAUGCAGAGCAGCCUGCGGACAGCGCUACAGAGCCUUGUGGGAGAGAGGCCAGAAGCUCUUCGUACCGGAGUGGAAACGGUUCACGGGUGGACCAUUGAUGGUGAGGUGGUGGUGGACUGUGAAAGCAAACCAGUUGACCUGACAGAAAUGAAAGCUCCACAUCUGCCUGCUGGUGGCGGAGACCAGGGUUUACCAGACGGGGCGCGACGGCUGGCGUUUGUGGCGUGGGACUUUUCUAGUUUCAGUUCCAAGAGUAAGGAACUCUUAGGACGCUUUGUCAUGAUGAAACGGCAUCUCCAGCUAGCUGGCUUUCUCAUUGUAGAGGUUCCAUAUUAUGAGUGGCUGGAACUGAAGACGGACUGGAAGAAAAUCUCCUACCUGAAGGAUAAGAUGGGGAAGGUUGUUGCUGAGGACAUGGCAAAGUGAGUCCUGCAAAUCUGAGCUCCACAUGGGAAGCACGGGGAUUGUGUACAUUUCCUUCUGUUGCCGUGGAGACGAUGACAACCAUCAAGAGUUGCCUGGCUGCUGUGCACCAGACUCAUCCAAAGGAGCUCCCUGCGUUCUAAUUCAAGACCUUGUGGAUUCAUUCGAGCAGUAGGACUCAUUUAUCUGUGUGAAUGUGAGGAGAGUGAUCUUGUGAUGCAAUAAAGCGCUAUUGUUAUUUAAAUUGUAUUAAGUGUUAUUUCCAUCCCUGGUGUGAGGUGCUGAGACCAGCUGUUUUUUCUCUUCUCUGUUGACUGUGGUGAUCUUUGGAUGGGUUGGACAAAGGUCAACAUACAUGGAGCCUUUCAUCCCAGGUCAGGUGGCAGGUCAGCAGCCGAGUACGGAGGCCUCAUGUCAUUGCUAUCACUUCAAUGAUUCUCUAAAGCUGGCAUUGGCCCUGGCAGAGCUGAGAACCCUCUGGACCUUGGGGUUGUUUUUAACAUCAAGAACCGAUCCGAAAAGGGAAGCUUUGGUUGCCACAGAAACUGGUGAUGCUUGUGUGCACGCGCCUCUUCUCUCCCUCUGUGUUUCCUAGGAGGGUGAUGUGGAAGCUGCAGGCUCGGAACAGAUGCUCUUGUUGGCUUCAGCGCGGCGCAGACUCGCCAUCCUGACUGAUGCCGUCGCAGCCUGCUGGGUAAAGACAGACUAGAGGGGAGGAGAGGAGCUGGAGCUGCUACUGCUGCAGCCACACACGCACGAUGAGGCAG
Synchiropus splendidus (mandarinfish) is the source of this 3000-nucleotide messenger RNA. RefSeq names its product transforming growth factor beta regulator 4 (gene fastkd4). Gene Ontology annotation, biological process: mitochondrial RNA processing; regulation of mitochondrial mRNA stability. The transcript has 12 exons. The record is from RefSeq and is a predicted model, not a curated record. Bases 338 to 2236 code for a protein of 632 amino acids. NCBI's taxonomy places the organism in Eukaryota, Metazoa, Chordata, Actinopteri, Syngnathiformes, Callionymidae. Gene Ontology annotation, cellular component: mitochondrial matrix; ribonucleoprotein granule. Gene Ontology annotation, molecular function: RNA binding.